AUGAAUUCAAUUUCUCGUGCAGUCACCUCACGUUUCCAUGAUAUAUCGAACAAAAGGCAAAGACUUGUAGGAGGAGGAAAGGAUUCAGAUUUUGUGAAUCCAAGUUGGACAGAUCCCACCACCAGCGACUUCAACUGUUUCGAACCACCGGAACUGAUCAUUUCGGAGGAGGACUGGCAUGAGAGUCCUUCACUCGAGACGAAGUUCGGAAAAGUUACGUUCCCUGCAGAAACAAAAAGUCAGAAUAAUAUUUCAAAAAAGGUUACAUCAGUGGUACGGAGGCUUUCACCGUUUGGUAGCAACAAUAACCUUUCAAAGGACAAAGACGAGGAAAAACAUGAAAGCACCGAGGAAAAGAAAUCACAGAAAAUUUUCAAGGAGACUAGAGGCAAAAUGGACAGGAUCAAAAAGUCGUUCAAAACCAACGAACGUCAGCAGCUAAUCGAUUCGGAUGAGGAACAGUAG
This is a messenger RNA of Haemonchus placei, 465 nucleotides long. NCBI's taxonomy places the organism in Eukaryota, Metazoa, Nematoda, Chromadorea, Rhabditida, Trichostrongylidae. The record is from the annotation of a GenBank genome assembly.